GAGAUAGUGUGGGUGUUUUUUUUUGCUCCGGUGACAGCAAGUUCAGGCACGGUGUGUGACGGAGGAGUGGAGAGGAGGAGAGUGGAGAGGAGAAGAUAGGAGAGGAGUUGCCAAAGCACCUAGCACUCAGAACACAUAGAGGAGACUGCACAGAUCACCCAGGAAGACAGAGGUACACGCCAGCUUUAAAGACAUAAAAACAACAACAGAGAGCUACGUCGCGAAGGAGAGAGACAAAAGAAAGAGAAGAGAAGAGAAGAGAAGAAGAAGAGAAGAAGAAAAGAUGGUGAACGGAAAGAGUUCCGGAAAGAGUUCCGGAAAGAGUUCCGGAAAGAGUUCCGUCAGGGCCCCAAAGUUCCUGGACAAGAGUUCUGGGUUCUACGGUCGCCUGGACGAGCCCGAGAUGGGAGGAGAGGGGGAGGAGAGGCGGAGAGAAGGGGACUGCGGGGGAUCGUGCCCAGCCACAGAGCUCUCUACGGGGGGAGAGACGGACCAGGGAGAGCAUGGGGUGUUUGACUUUAACCAGGGAAUGAUGGAAGACGAUGACACCACUCUCCUCCGAAGGAAACCCAGCCGGCUUAGCUCCCGCUGGAGAAGAAGCUCCAGAAAGGCCCAACCCCAGGCGAUCUCCCCCAGGGAGGAGGACCCGAUCCUGGGUACGGAAAUGGAGGCCCCUGUCCUGGAGGUCACUGCGGUGGAAGUGAGGAGGAGCCGCUGGAGGAGGAGCACCAGGAAGAAACAGGAGGCUGAGCCCCAGACGGUCUCCCCCACGGAGGAAGGCCCGAUCCUGGGUAUGGAGAUGGAGAUGCAGACCCCUGUCCUGGAGGUCCUGGAGGUGGAGGUGAGGGUAGAGACUGAAGAAGGACAGAGGGAGAAAGAGAGGAGAAUGGAAGAGGAGAGGAUGCUGGUCCACUUUGCGAUCCGAGAAGAGGCGGAUGACCAGGUUCUGAUAAAGGACAAGAAGAGAGGGAGGGAAGAAGAAGAGGAGGAGGAGGAGAGGAAGAUGAAGGGACAGGAAGAGAUGAAGGUGAUGAGGAAGAGGAGCACGCUGAAGAACUACCGCAAGACUUUCGACCGAGUGUUCCGUCGAGGGUGGGAGACCUUCAUCACUAACCUGUACAGCGUGACGCUCACACCUGACUCAUCAUCAUCAUCAUCAUCACCAUCAAAGGAAAUGCACCAUGCCUCAGCAUUAGCAGAACACAGAUAGAAGGAUUCACAAACGGCACAAACCUGUUCAUCUAAUCUGUAAACUGCAAUUGUUCCAAUCAGAUUAUGUAACGCCCAUAUUGUAAUUUGAGAUUGAGGUUGGCUUGGACAGAGUGUUCCAUUUGUGUUCUCAACUCAACGCAAAUGACCUGUGUUCACCUCCAAUGUAUGGCUCGAUUGAUCAAUCAAUCAGUGAUAUUGAUCUAGUACAUACUGGUUUAUCAGUGAUCAAUAUGAACAGCACCUGAUUAACACCAGGAAGUACACCCCGUUCAACUCAGUCUUAUUCUGAAUUCCAAAUGGCACACUAUUGUACUAGUGACUAAAUAGGGAAUGGGGUGCCAUUUGGGUUUAAUACUUCCUCACAGGGUGAGGUUCAACCUCUCUGGAGGACUAUCUGUAGGAUGGUUUCAGUGUUGCACAACCUGAAGGAUAUGUUUGAGAGGUGUGACUGUGAACUCCUUGACGACCAUGUGUGUAUGAGAGAGAGAGAGAGAGAGAGAGAGAGAGAGAGAGAGAGAGAGAGAGAGAGAGAGAGAGAGAGAGA
This is a messenger RNA of Coregonus clupeaformis (lake whitefish), 1756 nucleotides long. RefSeq lists its product as uncharacterized. The transcript has 3 exons. Lineage: Eukaryota; Metazoa; Chordata; Actinopteri; Salmoniformes; Salmonidae. The record is from RefSeq and is a predicted model, not a curated record. The coding region runs from base 284 to 1210 and encodes 308 amino acids.